This is a messenger RNA of Capsella rubella, 1653 nucleotides long. Its product is annotated as polygalacturonase QRT2. The coding region runs from base 66 to 1379 and encodes 437 amino acids. The transcript is spliced from 9 exons. The record is from RefSeq and is a predicted model, not a curated record. Gene Ontology annotation, molecular function: polygalacturonase activity. Gene Ontology annotation, biological process: pectin catabolic process; fruit dehiscence; anther dehiscence. Lineage: Eukaryota; Viridiplantae; Streptophyta; Magnoliopsida; Brassicales; Brassicaceae.
ACAUUCUUUUAUACGUCAAACCCAAAUCUAAUCUAACUUUUAGAGAAGUCACUCAAAAAGAAAAAAUGUAUGAAAAGUUCAUAAACUUGUCAGCAUUUCUCUUAAUGUUUCUCCCUUGUUGUCUCAGCAGCUACCCAUUUGAUCAUAGAGAUGAUCCUUUCAAGGCUUCCGAUGUUUAUUACGAAACCAGUCAUCUACAUGGUCACAUUACACGCAACAGUCAUACGAAAAGCCACCAUGGUUAUGCUCCUAGAUCUUCUCCUCAAGCUUUUAACGUCAACUCUUUUGGUGCUAAAGCCAACGGAAACGACGAUUCUCAGGCGUUCAUGAAAGCUUGGCAAUCAGCUUGUUCGUCAACUGGAAUAGUUUACGUCGUGGUUCCGAAAAAUAGAAAAUACACGAUUAAACCGGUUACGUUCUCCGGUCCAUGUAAAUCAUCCAUGAUUGUUUUUAAGAUCUACGGAAUGAUUGAGGCAUGGGAAAAUCCAUCAGACUACAAGGUACGAAGGCGCUGGAUUGUGUUUGAAAACGUCACUAACCUUCGUGUUGAAGGAGGUGGCCGCAUCGACGGUAAUGGACAUAUUUGGUGGUCAAAAUCUUGCAAAAUCAACCCUAAACUUCCUUGCCUGGGUGCUCCAACGGCGGUUAUGUUUAUGGAGUGUAACAACUUGAGAGUAAGUAACAUUAGGUUGGAAAACGCACAGCAAAUGCAUUUGACGUUUCAAAACUGCCAAAACGUGAAGGCUUUGCGUCUUAGGGUCACAUCUCCGGGUGAUAGUCCUAACACCGAUGGCAUUCACGUUAGCGGAAGUCGCAAUAUCUUAAUUCAAGACUCUGUCGUUGGUACUGGUGAUGAUUGUAUAUCGAUAGUGAGUGGGUCGGAGAAUGUGAGAGCGACAGGCAUUACAUGCGGGCCUGGUCAUGGAAUCAGUAUUGGGAGUUUGGGAGCCGGUAACUCAGAAGCAUAUGUUUCAAAUGUGGUAAUCAACAAAGCAACCCUUAUAGGAACCACUAAUGGUGUGAGAAUCAAGACUUGGCAGGGAGGACGUGGAAUGGCAAAGAACAUCAUAUUCCAAGACAUUUUAAUGAAAAACGUUACAAACCCUAUACUCAUCAACCAGGACUACUGCGAUCGUGUUGAAUCAUGCCCCGAACAGAAAUCGGCGGUACAAGUGAGCAACGUGUUGUACAAAAACAUACAAGGGACGAGCUCAACGCCCGUUGCUGUGAAGUUUCAGUGCAGCAAGAGCAUCCCAUGUCGAGGAAUCUCAAUGCAAGACGUUGAACUGGUCGACCAAACUCAGCAAGAUGUUUCCAAAGCUUCUUGCUCCAACGUGAGGUUGAACACCCGAGGAAAUGUUUCUCCUCUUUGCACUUGAUCCCCAUUAACAAAACAUAGUAUCCCACCCGAUCGAUCGACGUCCGUCUAUUGCUAUAUGUAUUCGUAGUUUGGUCUUAGUUUUUGUAUAUAUAUAUAUUAUAUAUAGAGUAUCGAUAUAGUCCAUGUUUGAAUUAAGUAGGUUUUUAUGAAGAUUAAUUGAUCAAGUGGGACUGUAAGUGUUAUAAUUAGGGUACUAGCUUGUUCGUUCCUGGUUUGUAGAAGUGAAACAAAUGUGAUUGAUUUUCUGAAACAUUUGACGCCGAUUCUACUUU